AUGGGUGGAUGUUGUUAAUCACGCGAGAAAGAGGGUCAUGUAAGGUUCUCUACCAAACAGGUCGCUGAAAUUAGAUUGAAAUUUUAGUCAUUAGGCCAACAGCAUGUAUUUGAUAGCUAUGAAAGACUGGACUACAAUGAGAGAAUGCAUCUACUGAGAGAUGCUUCAUAACUAGAUGUUAUUUAGAUAGAGAAUCUCUACAAGAAUUUGAUACUCAACUAAGAUGAUAAGGAUAGCCAUCAGAAUGAGAAAGAUGCCAAACUGGAGCCUAUUGAGCCAAAGAUGGUUUAUGAUAGGGCUAGCAUGAGCGAAAAGGAUCUGAAUGAGCUGAGAGAAUUAGGAUAUUAGAAGAUUAGAGAGGGUAAAGUAGCAGUAGUUAUUUUAGCAGGGGGCUAAGGUACUAGACUUGGCUCUGACAAGCCCAAGGGCGAAUACAACAUUGGUUUACCUUCAAUGAAGUCAAUUUUCUAGAUUUUAACUGAACGCUUUGUUAAAGCUUAAAUGCUGGCAGCAGGCACUGACUAGGUUAGUGACGACAUUCAAAAGUGUAAGUUACUCAUAAUGACAAGUCCCAUUAAUGACAGAGAGACUAAGAAGUUCUUCAUGUUCAACAACUACUUCAAGGCGAACAGCAAGAAUGUGAUUCUCUUUGAGCAGGCCGUGCUCCCAGCAAUCUCUCCUGAGGGUAAAAUCUUGCUUGAGGGUCCUUAAAAAAUAGUUAUGUCACCAAACGGAAAUGGAGCGCUAUUCGAUGCUGUGGGAAAGAACCCAAUGGUCAAGAAGAUACUAGAGGAGGUUGAGUAUGUGCAGGUUAUCGGAGUGGACAAUGUGCUGAAUAAAGUUCUUGAUCCAGUCUACAUUGGUUUCUCAGUCAAGAACAAUUUGUAGGCAGCUAUGAAGUCCUGCGUCAAGAGGGAUGCAAAAGAACCAGUGGGUGUUGUUUUGAAGAAGAAUGGGAAGUAUGACAUUGUGGAGUACUCUGAAUUGACUGAUGAUGAUGCAAAUGCUGUUAAUCCUAUUACCAAGGAACUUAAAUUCAACUUAGGCAGCAUACUAAUCUUUUUGCUAAGAUCUGACAAACUACUAGAAUUGUGCAACAAUGCAGCAACUCUAAAUCAGUUGUAUCACAAAGCAUUCAAGAAUAUAUCUUAUUGGGAUUCUGAAAAGCAAGAGCUAGUAAAGCCAGAUAAGCCAAAUGGCUAUAAAUUUGAGCUGUUUUUACAUAAUUUUCUGCCCUUCUGCGACACAGGCAAAUUUGGAGUCCUCAAGGUCUAGAGAGAAGAAGAGUUUGGCCCAGUGAAGAAUGCUGAAGGCUCAGGUGUUGACUCACCAGAUACAGCCAGAGAGUUGAUAUUCAGAUUGAAUGUUAAGUAUCUCAGGAAAGCAGGUGCUGUGAUUGAAAAAGACGCUGCACACAUUGAAAUUGAUAACUUGCUGUCUUAUGAAGGAGAAGGAUUGUAAGAUUAUGCUGACGGCAAGAGAUUCCCUCCACCUCACUAUAUUAAACAUAACAUUCCACACAACAAUGCUAAGGGAGAACUCUUUAUGUGA
This is a messenger RNA of Stylonychia lemnae, 1551 nucleotides long. The record is from the annotation of a GenBank genome assembly. NCBI's taxonomy places the organism in Eukaryota, Ciliophora, Spirotrichea, Sporadotrichida, Oxytrichidae.